Pseudomassariella vexata is the source of this 1070-nucleotide messenger RNA. RefSeq lists its product as uncharacterized. NCBI's taxonomy places the organism in Eukaryota, Fungi, Ascomycota, Sordariomycetes, Amphisphaeriales, Pseudomassariaceae. Bases 1 to 846 code for a protein of 281 amino acids. The record is from RefSeq and is a predicted model, not a curated record. The transcript has 4 exons.
AUGCCGAAGAACUGUGAGGAGAAGUCAGACGCGGAAAAGCGCGAGGAGAGACAGGCGAGGAAGAUCAACCGCUGGGGCUAUCGCGGAAUUGCUACCGAAGAGGACAAAGAGCGAGCCCUGGACCUCGCGCUGUCUCGAAUUCCCAGGAAGCGAAAGACUUUCCUCGACAAUGCUGAGCUCAUGGCCAAGUUGAAAGCCGAUGCUAAAGCUCAAGGGGCUGCCGAGGCAUUUAUUUCUUCUCCUUCGGCUGUCCCUCCUUCCUUCAAGAAGGCCCAGAAGUCCCGUGGCCCUUCGCAGAAGAAAUCCCGAGCUACGAGUGCGCCGGUUUCCUCCUCGUUGUCGUUGGACGACCUGACUGAUUCUGAGGCUGCCGGCAGUCCCGAAUCUACCACUAUGUCGGAACCCAACUUGGAGACUAUUGAUGAGCACAGACUUGAAGUCGAGUUACUUGCAGCGCCCGGUGAAGAAGUCGUGAAGCCGCAAGCGCAACAAGGCCCUGAGCAUCGAUCCAAGACCUCGACAGCGGUAUUAGACCCCGAAGAGUCCGACAAGGCUGUAUUCGAGGCGGCCUCGGAGUGUGAUCCAGAUGAAGCUGACGACCUGCAUGUGGGAUUCAAGACCUCCUCAACUGUGACCAUGAUCGAAUCUGAAGCCGCCAUCGAGGCACAGACAAAAAAGCGGAUCUUCGUUGAUCUCGACGCCGAACUGAAUGAUGAUGAGCUCGAUGCCGAAUUCGAUGCCAUCCAGGAUGACGAGACUCAGUCGCUUGCGGGGUCCUCUGCCGCUGACUCGGAUGUUGACGAACUUGAAGCCCAGCUCGAACGAGCCCGAUGUUGCGGACCUUGAGGCACAACUUGUUGCAGAACUCGAGGCGGAACUCGACGAGAUCCCGAGCGACGAGAAAGGCAAGAACUCUGAGCCAGUUCGAGUUGGACUCUUCUAAGUACAGCACAUGACCACCUACUCCUGACGAACUCCUCUGGUCAUCGGAUAUCCCUCUUCAACUGUGACCACAUCUAAGCGAACCUUCUAUUUCUUCCUCUUUUCCGACGAAAACCUCACGAACCUAC